This is a messenger RNA of Chironomus riparius, 701 nucleotides long. NCBI's taxonomy places the organism in Eukaryota, Metazoa, Arthropoda, Insecta, Diptera, Chironomidae. The record is from the annotation of a GenBank genome assembly.
CUGUAAAAUUACUCAUUCUGCUAUAAAAAUAAAGGAAAAUUGAUAAAAAUUGAAAAAUUAAUUUUCUAGCUUAAAAGUACUGUGCAAUCAACCAAAUUGUGAUUAGAUAAAAAUUCAGAAAUGUCCAAAAACACAUCAAGUUCGGCAUUUAGAAAGAUUGACGUUGACCAGUACAAUGAAGACAACUUUAAGGAUGACGAGCAAGAGAAUCAGCAGUUGGGAGGCAUUGAUGAAAACGAAAUCAAUCAACUGCUAGCAACGCAAAAGAAUUGUGAUGCACUUAAAAUUUGCUUGGAAAACGCCCCAUUAUUCAGUAAGAAUCAGCAAGCAAAGGAACAAGCCCUUCAAAUCACUUUGCGUGUUCUCUUGUCUAUUAAACCAUCACAAAUUGAUAGUGCAUUAGAGAUUCUUGAUGCUGAACUUAUUGAUACAUUAAUGAAGUACAUUUAUCGAGGCUUUGAAUUCCCACAAGACGGAUCCAGUGGACAUUUACUUCAAUGGCAUGAGAAGGUCUUUGCAAGAGCUGGUGUUGGUUCCAUUGUUAGAGUAUUAUCGGACACAGCAAGAGCAUAAACGGUACUGUUCAUUUAUUUUUAUAUCCUUGACUUUGUAAGUUUCUGUAUCUUAUCCCAUUGAAUUUAUGCUGAAUAUAAUGAACAAAUAUCCAUUUAAAUAAAGUAUUAAAAUCACUUUUCCUUUAU